This is a messenger RNA of Camellia sinensis, 631 nucleotides long. The record is from RefSeq and is a predicted model, not a curated record. Lineage: Eukaryota; Viridiplantae; Streptophyta; Magnoliopsida; Ericales; Theaceae.
GUUGAUGAUGCGAUAAGGCAUGUGGUUCAGGAGGUCAAGUUAUAAUCAUUCAAGGAAGGUCGGGAGGGUUUGGAUUCAUCUAUCAACGAGCUUCUUCUUCUUGGAAUGCAAGGAUUUCUCUAAAGGAUGGCAUUUGUGCCAACUUGAGGUCUUGGAAUGCAAGAAGGUUGCAUGGCCGAACUCUGUAACUGAAGAGAAGUAUUGUGUUGAGGACUGUGGGUGGCCUUUAAAAGAGUUUGCAUAUGAGUGCAAAAUAAACCUUUUGACAGGUCGAACGCAUCAGGUUGGUGAUGAUAUACGGAUGAUGAUCUAAGUUAGGUUUUUUUCCAAUCAAUCUGUUUCGUAUGAAUAAAAAUUUCAGCAUCGACAACCACCCUCCUUUCGAACUCGCACUUGCAAGGUUCAAUUUCUGUCUCUCCCCUUCUCUCUUUGUGUUUGUUUUUACCCUAAUGAUAAUGAGUCUUUCUACAACAAAGCAUGGUGCAUUUCCCUUUGCAAUGCAUAUCCUUUUUGGUUUUUUUCCUUUCUAUCAUGGACAAUGGGAUUUUUGAACCUUGAUAUCUGCUACAGUGGCCACAAGGCAUCAUUUGGCCAUGAAAUCCAUUAGGACAUCCAUCUUCAGCUAACUUAA